Molecule: messenger RNA, 932 nt
Organism: Cutaneotrichosporon oleaginosum
Lineage: Eukaryota; Fungi; Basidiomycota; Tremellomycetes; Trichosporonales; Trichosporonaceae
Biological process (GO): methylation
Molecular function (GO): nucleic acid binding; protein-lysine N-methyltransferase activity
Source: RefSeq, a predicted model, not a curated record
CACUUUGAUGCGUCCGUCGGCCCCCGCCCCCGCCUACCACCCAGUAUCGCCUGCCCCCCGCACAGUCGUCCUCGUCCGCAAUGCUCGCCACCGUACCCCGCCCCGCUCUGGCGCCUGAGCCGGCGCUCUCAAGCUCCCCCGAAGUGGGACUGAGCGCCGCUGCGCUUGCGGCGCUUUCGCAGUUCAUGGUUGAGUCGCAGGCGCUCGAAGAGAUGGCGGCGGCGUACGCCGCCGCCGAUGAGCUCGCAGCGGCGGAAGCCAAGGGCGACAAGCCCUGGUCGAUGGAGGCGUUCCCCGAGCAGUGGGGCAUGAGCCAGUUCUGGAACGACGAGGAGACAGCGCGCCGCCUGGCGCGCGAGUGCGUCGCCCAAGCGAACGGCGGCACGAUCGUGCUCAUCUCGAGCCCCAGCGUCUUCCUCAUGCUCAAGAAAAUGGCUGUUCCCAACCCCCUCCUCCUGCUGGAAUACGACACGCGCUUCGCCGUCUUCCCCGAGUUCCGUGCGUACGACUACGCGCGCCCCCUCGCCCACCUGCCCGACGUGCAGGCCGCCGUGGUCCUCGUCGACCCGCCAUACGUCAACGACGAGUGUUUCUCCAAGACGGCCGAGACGGCGCGCGCGCUCGCGGGCCCCGACACCAAGUUCAUCGCGUGCUCGGGCUGGGUGGUGCGCGAGUGUGUUGCGCAGACCCUCGGCGCGCGCAUGGCCAACUUCCGCCCAGGACAUGCCGGGGGUCUCGCGACGCCUUUCCGUGCAUACGUCAACUACGAGAGCAAGAACCCCGCGUUCCAGUACGACCCCGACCCCGAGGACGGGGACAACGACGGCACGGCCUUUGCGGGGGCCGGCGGCGUCGGCGUCGAUGCGUGAUGCUGCACAGAUAGACCAGAUAGAGCCUAGAUCUAGAGGAUGACACCUUGUAUCAAAGUUGAG